This is a messenger RNA of Drosophila takahashii, 3191 nucleotides long. RefSeq names its product protein FAM91A1. The record is from RefSeq and is a predicted model, not a curated record. NCBI's taxonomy places the organism in Eukaryota, Metazoa, Arthropoda, Insecta, Diptera, Drosophilidae.
ACAACCUGCUAUCGGGCCUAUCGUUCUAUCGAUAACAAAAAAGAAAAAUAAAACGCAGGAGGAAAAUACCGAAUUCCGCAGGAAAUGGAAUGAGUUAGUCCGACCGACCAGCAGGAGAGCCCCAAAGUCCGAGUGCCGCGAUGACGGAGCAAGAGGAUUUGGCCAGCGGAGGCGGAGGCAGCGCUGCCUCCGCGGGAUCGGGUAGUAAUUGCCAGAACCAACUGCAGCAGUGCGUGCGUGGGAAUGUCGCCUGGGAAUCGCUGCCCGUGCACCUGCGUUCCGUGCUGCACAACAAUCAGCGGGAUUACGAGAAGUUUGUGUUUAACUACAGCCUGAAGAAUCAGCUGCGCUUUCGUGGCAACCUGGCCGCCAAGGUGUUCCGCCGGGAGCAGCGCUACUACGAGCUGUUGGUGCAGAAGAGCAUCAAUGGUCUGGGCGCCUUUCCCUAUCACCUGGCGGAUAUUGUGACCAAGGGCCUAAGGGUGACGCCCUUUAACUACUACCUGGAUGUAUUGGGUCAGCUGCUAAGGAGCGACAAAAGCUACGAUACGCUGCCCAAUUUCACGGCAGCCGAUUGUCUGAGGGUUUUAGGCAUAGGCCGAAAUGAGUAUUUGGCCUUGAUCAGCGAUUUGAAAACCCACACGCCACGCUCCUUGAUCUUCGGUUCGCGGCCCAAUCCGCUGGACUUCCUGCCGCGCUUUCCCGUGCGCAUCCACAUCGAACCCUGGUGGCGACUGGACAUCGGUUAUGUCCUGGAGGCGGAUAUCCGGUUUUUAACGCCCUCUGAGCGAGGUCUCCUCGAUGACCUCAUCGAUUUCGGUGCCCAGCCGGCUGGGAAAUGCGAUCACGAGGUCGUCCACAGCCUGUACAGGAAGGGUCUGAUCUAUUUGGAUGUGCCCAUCAGUGGGGAGGAUAGAAUAUCCAUUCCUCCGCUCCGCAACUUUGUGAUGAACCGCGUGAGCGGCGAUUACUUUGAGAAUCUGCUCUACAAGAUCUUCGUUAGCGCCGAUGAGCACAUGACCAUUGCCGAGCUGGCGCAGAUGCUGCAACUGGAAUUGGAUAGCGUCAAGCAGGCCAUUUCGUUUAUUUGCCGCCUGGGCUUUGCCCAUCGCAAGCAGGAUCAGCUGAACCAGCCGAAUCAUGCGAGUUGGGAGGGCUACAACCGCGAGCAGACGCCCGAAACGCCACAGAUCACGCCGCUGAACUACAACCUACAUGCCAGCAGCAGCUUUGAAUCGUCCCCGAAGACGCCGAAGGAUAAGGACAGUAGUUCCAUAGGAUAUCUCUCCUCGGACGGCAACACCAGUGACUUUAGCUUUGCCAAUUUGAAUACCACGCCGCAGGAGCGGCUGAACAACAGCGAUGAACAGGAGCUGAGCUCGGAAAUGGAACCAGAGGCUGCUGCUCCGCUGCCAAAAAGCGGCAAGCGGGUGGGUUUCCUCUUCGACUCCACGCUCACCGCCUUCCUGAUGAUGGGCAACCUGUCGCCGGGCCUGAAAAACCACGCUGUUACCAUGUUCGAAGUGGGAAAGCUGUGCGAGGAGAGUUUGGACAGCUUUCUGGCCGAACUGGAGCAGGUUUCGCUGCUGGACGCCGAGGGCGAGGGCGACGUUUCGCGCUACUUUGCCCACGCCGUCAUUCUGCGUUCCACCAUCUGCUCGCUGCGGCAUUUGCUGCCCGGCGGCCUGGAUCUGCUGCGGCUGGAGUGCCUGGAGGGCCUGGAUCGGCAGACCAGGGAUCGCGUGCUGGAGAAGAAGUACAAGUUCAUUAUAGCCGCCUCGCCGCUGACGGCGGCACUGAGUCAUACGUUCAGCAUUCCCUACUUUGGCCAAUUCCUGCGCAGCUCCGAUGUGGCGCCCAUGUGGAGCAAGCUGUUCUACAAUCAUAUCACAGGCUACGGACCGCCCAGUUUGCUGCUCAGCAGGGGAACUGUUUUGAAAACCUUGCCUCGCUUAUUUUUGGGCUAUGGAAAGCUGCUCGUGAAUAUCCUGCACUCGGAUGCAUAUGUGCUUAAUUCGGAGAACUACCGCAACCUGAACGAUCAGCUCAAGAACGGCUGUGUGCUGCUGCAGGGCUAUGGCAUCCGCACAGCCGGCUUGCUUCACUAUGAGUCAUUUCCUUUCCAGCCAGCGGAGACACGACAGGCAAAGUGGGCCGCCCAUCGAGCCGUGCGCAAGCUGUCCAAUCUUUUGGACCUCCGCCAGCAGUGCGGCUAUAUUACAUUCCUGAACACCGGGGUUCCCGAUCUUGGGUGCGAAAACUACGAGCUGCAGGUGCAUUUGAAGCGACAGAAACGCUCAUCGAUCAGCAAACCCAUUCAUGUGCCAAGCACCAACGAGGUGACCAGCUUUCAGCUCAAGAGUCCCGAUGAAAACCACUUUGCAGCCACGCCGGAACAUGCUCCUCCUGCCAAUGAGUUCACCUCGCCGGACUGCAGCCAAGUGCUGGCCAGCGAACUGGCCAAGUGCAGCAGCAGUCGUGCGGAUCUGGUGUCGCAGAGUUCCGUGGAAAUACCGAUGGCGCAGGAGGAGGAGAUUUCCCCAGAGGAGGAGGAGGAGGACGCCACUGAGGAGUGGACCCUGCUGGACGUUAGCUUUGGCGUUCCCCUGUUCGAUGUGGACACCAAUACGAGGAUCUGCGAGCAGCUGGUCCAGGGACUCUGCAGCGAUGCCAAUUUGGAGGCCCUGCCCUCGUCCGCCAGUCAGGCGAAGGAUCUUUUCCUGGACUUUGUGCGGCAGUGCCUGUACUUCGAGGAUGAUCCUGCCAGGCAGUCGGUGGCGGCUACCAGGCCACUUCCUCAUCCGAGGAUCAAUCUGGCAUUCGAGAACGGACACGUGGGCCUUUGGAACGGGCGAUAGAUCGAUAUAACAUUCCCCCACUAAGUAUUCCGCAUUCCGUUUACUUUCCCCCGUUACUUAUCAGUUUGUGUAAACAGAUUUAUAUUUAUAUAUACGUAUAUAUAACCGCUAGCGCAUUCACAUAUAUGUAUGCUAACCGUCAGCCAAGUCAGCAUCAGUCAGUCUGUAAGUUUGCGUUCGUUUUUUAUUAGUUUUGUAAGCUCCCUGGGGAGACAGAAAGAUAAAGAUUGGCUUUGUGCCCUGCCCUCCAACCAUAUACACAUGCAUAGCUAACAUACCCGUGCAAAUAUAAAUGUAUGUCUGAAUAAAUGCAAUUUUAAAACUUAUAACUAC